Molecule: messenger RNA, 531 nt
Organism: Coccinella septempunctata (seven-spotted ladybird)
Lineage: Eukaryota; Metazoa; Arthropoda; Insecta; Coleoptera; Coccinellidae
Exons: 4
Coding region: 178-513 (111 amino acids)
Source: RefSeq, a predicted model, not a curated record
AAAACUUUACCGCACUUAAAUGGAGCUGAUAAAACCUGUUUCCCGCUAAAACCGAGUUCGUUUCUAUUAGCAAUCUGAAUUUCUCAUUUAAUAUUCACAAGGUACACAGUAACGUAUCGUAUAUUAUCUGAUAAGUAAUACGCUCAUCACAGGUCAACAUCGUUCAUAUGGGACAACAUGUUUUUCGUUAUAUUAUUCGCAAGUUUAUUAUCGACUUCUUUAUCAAUUGAAUCGAAUUUCUAUUCCGAAGAAGCAUGUCUGGCCAAGAAUGGUUACUGUGUUUUCGAGGAAGAGUGCUCAGCCGCUGGUCGCGCUGAACCGGAAAGUUACAAAGCCUUGUGUACUUUCCAACGAUCACUUGGAGCAAUAUGUUGCAAAGAUUUCCCAUUGGAGGAAGUGAAUUGUAAUCAAUUGCACAAUGAAUGCGUAGAACCUGAAAAGUGUCCUCAUGAAAAGUAUAAUCUAGGGCGAAAAGGAUGCGACAAAACAAGAAUAUGUUGCGCUGUGCGAUAAUUAAAUUUUUGAAACUGA